AAUGCAAGAUAGUAUUUGAUAAAGGAACAUUUGCCUUUACCAGAACCCAUUCCUCCUGCCGCGUCGAAAGUGUCUCAGUGUAGAAAGGUUUCUCUGUCCUUUGAUCACUCUCAAUUUCUGCUGUCUAACAUCAGGAGUUACACAGAAUUCCUCAGGAAUGUUCUAGGAUUUACAUCCCAGGGUACCUGUUUCACCUUCAGAAUUCUCUAGCCUUGCUCCCUCCCCAAAUUCCUUGGCCCCACCUCUCAGCCUCUCCCAGUCUCAGCUGCCCAGCCCACUGCCAAGAAUCAGGUUCUUCCCCUUCCCCCUCCCUACACCAGGCUGUUUUAUGCCCCCAGGCUCAGCUCUGGGAAGGUCCCCUCCCCUUCUCCCAGCAAUGUGGCUAGUUGUUCAGCACACAUGCAUAUAUUCACACCUCACAACAACCUACAGCACGCACAAGUUACUCAGAGAUAAUAUAUAAACCUUUCUUGACUCCCAACAGACCUAGACUUCUCAGUCUGCCUCUGUCAUCCUAGACUGGCUCCUUCCAUGAGAUUUGAACAAGUUGUAAGUACGUGCAAGAAGACAUGGGGGCUAAAACUCCUUGGAUCCAACUUCAGAAACUUCUCAAUUGGUGGGUCAGAGACCAAGACUGGAACCAGCACGUGGAUCAGCUACAUAUGCUACAGCAAAAAAGUAUUUGGGAGUCUCCACUGCUUAGAGCAGCCAAGGAAAAUGAUAUGUGCACACUUAAGAAACUUCAGCAUGACCAGAACUGUGACUUCCGGCAAAGAGGAGCUCUGGGAGAGACAGCACUGCAUGUAGCUGCCCUCUAUGAUAACCUGGAUGCUGCUAUAAUGCUGAUGGAGGCUGCUCCAUACUUGGUCACAGAGUCCACACUGUGUGAGCCAUUUGUAGGAGAACACCCUUUGUCCUUUGCUGCCUGUGUGGGUAGUGAGGAGAUUGUUAGGUUGCUCAUUGAGCAUGGAGCUGACAUCCGUGCCCAGGACUCCCUGGGAAAUACAGUACUACACAUACUUGUCCUGCAGCCCAACAAAACCUUUGCCUGUCAGAUGUACAACCUGCUACUGUCCUAUGAUGGAGGAGACCACCUGAAGUCCCUGGAGCUUGUGCCCAACAACCAGGGACUCACCCCCUUCAAGUUGGCUGGGGUGGAAGGCAACACAGUGAUGUUUCAACAUCUAAUGCAGAAACGGAAGCGCAUCCAGUGGUCCUUUGGGCCCCUAACAUCUUCCCUCUAUGACCUCACAGAGAUUGACUCCUGGGGUGAGGAGCUGUCCUUUCUGGAGCUUGUGGUUUCCUCCAAGAAGAAAGAGGCUCGACAGAUUCUAGAACAGACCCCAGUGAAGGAGCUGGUGAGCCUGAAGUGGAAGAAAUAUGGACAGCCUUAUUUCUGCCUCCUGGGUGCUCUGUACAUCUUCUACAUGGUCUGCUUCACCACAUGCUGUGUUUACCGCCCCCUCAAGUUCCGAGAUGCCAACCGUACACAUGUUCGAGAUAACACCAUCAUGGAACAGAAAUCACUACAGGAAGCAUAUGUGACUUACCAGGAUAAGAUCCGGCUGGUCGGGGAGUUGGUGACAGUCAUUGGGGCUGUAAUUAUUCUACUCCUAGAGAUCCCAGACAUCUUCAGAGUUGGUGCCUCUCGCUACUUUGGACAAACAGUUCUUGGGGGCCCAUUCCAUGUCAUCAUCAUUACAUAUGCCUCCCUUGUGCUACUGACUAUGGCAAUGAGGCUUACCAAUGUGAAUGGCGAGGUAGUGCCCAUGUCCAUGGCCCUGGUGCUGGGCUGGUGUAGUGUCAUGUACUUCGCCCGAGGAUUCCAGAUGCUGGGCCCCUUCACAAUCAUGAUUCAGAAGAUGAUUUUUGGAGACCUACUGCGCUUCUGCUGGCUAAUGGCUAUGGUCAUCCUGGGAUUUGCCUCAGCCUUCUAUAUCAUUUUCCAGACAGAGGAUCCAGAUAAUCUGGGGGAAUUCUCCGACUACCCCACAGCAAUGUUCAGCACCUUUGAGCUGUUCCUCACCAUCAUUGACGGACCUGCCAAUUACAGAGUGGAUCUGCCCUUCAUGUACAGUGUUACCUAUGCCACCUUUGCCAUCAUCGCCACACUGCUCAUGCUCAACUUGUUCAUUGCCAUGAUGGGCGACACUCACUGGCGAGUGGCCCAGGAGAGGGACGAGCUCUGGAGAGCACAAGUUGUAGCCACCACAGUGAUGCUGGAGAGGAAAAUGCCUCGUUUCCUGUGGCCUCGCUCUGGUAUCUGUGGUUGCGAAUACGGCCUGGGAGACCGUUGGUUCUUACGGGUUGAACACCACCAGGAGCAGAAUCCUUAUCGAGUACUUCGAUAUGUGGAAGCUUUCAAAUCUUCAGACAAAGAGGAAGUACAAGAGCAGCUAUCUGAGAAACAACCUUCUGGGACUGAGACUGGGACUUUAGCUAGAGGCUCUGUGGUUCUCCAAACACCUCCUUUGUCCAGGACUACAUCCCUAAGCAGCAAUAGCCACCGUGGAUGGGAAAUUCUCCGUCGAAACACCCUGGGACAUUUGAAUCUUGGACUAGACCCUGGUGAAGGGGAUGGGGAAGAGAUCUACCAGUUCUGAAGAGAAUCCUGUUUCUGUAGACUUAGCCCCAAGUAGGCCAAGGUGUGAGAAAGGGGGUUGGGGGUAGUUGAAGGUGGGCAGGGAGAAGAGAGCUGCUUUGCAAGAGUUUGAAUUCUAUGGUUAUGAAUAGCUGGAUGAUAUACACAAAAUAUUCUCUAAGCAGCAAUAUUUCACAUUUGAGCAUUUGUAGAGAUGGGCAAUGGUCAUCAAGUGUUGUAUGUACCUUUUCAGUUCCUCUAAAGCUCAUAUCCUGAGAGCCUGGCAACUAAGGAUAUAAAAUGGGGGCUAAUUGACAUUUCUGGUUGACAUCUGGACCAUCUUUCUUAUGCCUUGAACAGAAGGCAGAAGGCAGCAAGCCAGGAGACUUGCCUAAUUUUAUAAUGCAUAAUGUGGAAAGAACCAUCAUACCAUGAACAUCCUUUCCAUCUCCUUACCCUUCUAGGGACUCUCUUCCCAGCUAGCAAAUCCCAUGUAGAAAACUAUAGAAAAAAAUACUUCCUUAUCCUGUUUUCUUUAAUUUUUCUCUUUUAUCAAAAACUAUAUGUUAUGUAAAGCAUCAUUUUUCAGCAUAAAGUACGUUCAGACUAUUGUAUAGCCAUUACUAGAAUUCAUCUACAACCAUUUUUCAUCUCAGACACUCCCAUCCACUGAACAGUAACUCUCCACUAGUCCUUUCCUUUAGUCCUCACUAACCAUUAUUUUACUUCCUCUCCGGGAAUUGAUUGUAGUUGCUUUAUCUAAGGAGGAUUGUACAAGACACGUUCCAUUGCACUUGCCUUGUUUUAUUUAGUAAGAUAGUUUCAAGGUUUCUUCUCUUCUCUAAAAGUAUCAGAAUUUCAUUUCUCUUUAAGUCUGAAUAUACCUACACCAAAUUUUAUUCAUCCAUGUAGCAAUGGCUUUUCUUAUCUUCUGGUUAUGGGGAACAUUGCUGCUAUGAAAAUAAAAGUGUGCAUGUCUAUAGAGGCCCUUGUUUUUAAUUCUUGGGUGUUGUGGAAGAAUUAUAUGCCUAGAAAUUGAACUGACAUGUUGCAUGACAACCCUGGGUUUAAUUCUUCGGAUAAACUACCAUACCGUUUCCAAUAGUAGCCUUCAGCAUUUUACUGCUUCUGCUAGUGGGUGUGAAAUGCUAUCUCAUUGUAGCUUUGAUUUGCCUGUCUCUAAAGACUAAGGAUAUUGAGUCUCUUUUCAUUCUUUUAUUUAUAGAGUAGUUUUUAUCAUUGCCCUGCCUUCUGGUGUCCAGAGCCUCAGAGUCUAACAUGUUAGCAUCUCAUUUGAAUCCUGAUGUAUUUUAUGAGUGGUGAGGCAUGUUUUCCUUUGUUUGAAUGACCCAAUAAUUUUUUUUUCUAUAGGACCAUCUAUCUCUUAGGUACUACCUUGCAAGUCUUCUUUCUUGAUGCUGAAACAUAGGCUCCUGUUGAAAUGCAAAUCAAAACAACCCCGAGAUACCACCUCACACCAGUCAGAAUGGC
This is a messenger RNA of Mus musculus (house mouse), 4072 nucleotides long. RefSeq names its product transient receptor potential cation channel, subfamily V, member 5 (gene Trpv5). The coding region runs from base 570 to 2603 and encodes 677 amino acids. Gene Ontology annotation, biological process: calcium ion import across plasma membrane; calcium ion transport into cytosol; calcium ion transport. The record is from RefSeq and is a predicted model, not a curated record. Gene Ontology annotation, molecular function: calcium channel activity; monoatomic ion channel activity. Gene Ontology annotation, cellular component: membrane; apical plasma membrane; plasma membrane. Lineage: Eukaryota; Metazoa; Chordata; Mammalia; Rodentia; Muridae. The transcript has 14 exons.